AUGACGAUGAUGAUGAUGAUGACGAUGAUGAUGAUGACUAUUAUCAGCAGCAGCAUUAGUAGCAUUUUGGGGGUUUCCGCGUUCAAAUUCUAUUCUUCUUCUAAAGAAGGAGUGGUCGCCCCGUCGUUGGCAAAUCUGAAUUUGCGCCUUCGAUCGGCGGAAUGCGCGGCGUGUCAUCGCGUCGUCUCGCAACUGCACGCGAGAUUACUGCCGAAGAUUAAGAGUCAGAUGAAGUUGGAAAGAGAGAGAUUGCUCUCAGAUUUCGCCACGAAAGCGUCCACGUACGGCACGUACGAGAUACUCGUGGAAGACGAAGUCGAGCACGCGUGUAAAUUGUUGGCGUUGUCGGACACGCAAAAGCGAACGAGGAAAGCGUGCGACGCGUACGUGCAAGACCACACGGACGAUAUCGUGGAGACGUACUUGCGCAAAACGAUGGAGGCGAAGAAGUUUAUCGGCGAUUUUGAAAACCAAGUGGAAGGUUUCGACGAGGAACCGGAGAGUGGAUACGUCUCCGAAGCGGACUUAAAGAAGGAAAAAUUUGAGCGAACGGAGUUGUUCAAGAACAUGCGAAAACACACGUGCGAAAAGACGUGCGGCGACCCGCGGACGAACAACGGGAAAGAAGACGAAGAGGAGCGCAAGAAACUGGAGGCAAACGCGUUGAAUCAUUUAGACCUCGAUGAUGCAGAUUUAGUCGACUUAGAGAACGCGUUGAUGACGGAACCGUUGUCGUACGAAGACGCGAGGGAGGUGGAAGAGAGGCACGGCUUUUUUGAAAUCGUUCCGAAAGAUUUCGAGACGAAAGGGAGCAUUUUUAACACCAGUCCGAUCGAUUUGUUGUUGUUGAUCUCGAGACCGAACACUGUGGGGGAGUUCCAGUUUGCGCAAAUGAAGAUACUGCGGAAAGUGAGCGAUGCUAUUCGAGCGUAUGAAGAAGAUCAAAACUUGAAAGAAAUGCUGCUGAGGAUGGUCGUCUUCGAUGUGGAUCGAUUCGUAGACGAAGGCGGGAUUAAGAAUUCGACGACCUUGAUGCGCGCGACUGGAGGGUAUGAAGGACCGAUGUUGAUGUACUUGCCGGGGAUGAAAAAAGGCGAGUGCAGAGAGGAGAUUGCGAAAGGUGAAAACCCACAAAAACCAGGGAAGAAGAGGAAAAUAGCGAGACCGAUACCGUUGAAUUCCGACCCGGGAGAAACCGUCGACGCGGGUUCCGCAGUGACGUACGAAGAAAUUUUACGAAACAUCGCCGCCAUGUCGAAAAGUAAGAAAGUACAGCGCGCAAUCCGAGACAUUAUGAAUGAUAAGAGUGUAGACGCUCAAGAUCCGAAAGGAUACCAUCGACUCCAAGUGGAUCCCAAGAACGACAUGUUCGAGAAAGAACAGAUCGUAGAACUUUAA
This is a messenger RNA of Bathycoccus prasinos, 1398 nucleotides long. RefSeq lists its product with no specific name. The record is from RefSeq and is a predicted model, not a curated record. The transcript has a single exon. NCBI's taxonomy places the organism in Eukaryota, Viridiplantae, Chlorophyta, Mamiellophyceae, Mamiellales, Bathycoccaceae. The coding region runs from base 1 to 1398 and encodes 465 amino acids.